AUGAGCACCGACAAGGUCGAGUACGAGGACAAGGACGCGGGCGGCGCAGAGGUCCGCCUCGCGUCGCCUUCGCCUGCUGCCGACGCAGCGGUACACGGCGAGGACAUGGACCUGAGCCGCGGGCUCAAGAGCCGACACUUGACCAUGAUCAGUAUUGGCGGCGUGCUCGGCACCGGCCUGUUUUUAUACACUGGCGCGGCGCUGCAGGAGGGCGGGCCGCUCGGCAUCCUCCUCGCGUUCAGCAUCAUGGGCAGCGUGACGUACGCCGUGAUGAUCUCGCUCGGCGAGAUGGUGAGCGCGUCCCCUUUGCCGGGCGGAGCCAUCUCCCUGGCCGCGCGCUUCGUCGACGAGUCGCUCUCCUUCACGCUGGGCUGGUUCUACUGGUACACGUGGACCAUCUUCCUGCCCUCGGAACUCUCCGCCAUCGCGGUCCUCAUAAACCUGUGGAACACGAGCGUGAACAACGCCGUGUGGAUCAGCAUCUUCCUCGUCGCCGCGGUGGGCAUCAACAUGAUGGGCUCGGCAUGGUACGGCGAGACCGAGUUCUGGCUGUCGUACGUCAAGAUUUUUCUGAUUGUCGGGCUCAUCAUCGUCGACAUCGUCAUCUCCGCUGGCGGCGUCAAGGGUGCCCCAGCAAUCGGGUUCAAGUACUGGCGUAACCCCGGGCCGUUCGUGCAGGCGCCGGGGGUCGACGGCGCGCUCGGCCGCUUCCUCGGCUUCUGGUCGACGCUCACGCGCGCCGCCUUCUCGUACAUCGGCUCGGAGAUCGUCGCUAUCGCCGCGGGCGAGACGCAGAACCCGCGCAAGAACGUCCCGAGGGCAAUCCGCAACGUCUACAUUCGUAUCCUGCUGUUCUACAUCCUGGGCGUGUUCGUCAUCGGCAUCACUGUGCCGAGCGACGACCCGCGCUUGGGCUUGAACAGCGGCACGGCGCUCGCGUCCCCGUUCGUCAUCGCCAUCCAGACGGCGGGAAUCAAGGUGCUCCCCACGAUUGUCAACGCCGCGUUGCUCGCGUCUGGGUUGUCGGCCGCCAACUCGGAGCUGUUUACGUCGAGCCGCGCGCUCCACGGCCUCGCGGUCAACGGGCACGCGCCCAAGAUCUUCGGCCACACGAGCCGCCGCGGCGUGCCGUACGUCGCGAUUUUGAGCUGUGCGCUGUUCGGCGCGCUCGCGUACAUGAGCAUUAAGAGCAGUGCGGGGACGGCCUUUGGCUACCUUGCCACGCUGGGCUCGGCCGGUGGUUUGCUGAUGUGGUGGGGGGUAUGCAUUACCCACAUCCGCUUCGAGAAGGGCCUGCGCCUACAGCGCGUCCCGCGCGCCGACCUGCCGUACACCAACGUGCUGACACGGCGCGCCGCCGCGGCAAAGUACGCCGCGGUGCUGAUCUCCAUCAUCCUGUUCUUCUCCGGCUACAACGUCUUCCUCAAAGGCGCAUGGGACACGCCGACGUUCAUCACGACCUACCUCCCCAUCAUGCUCUUCCCCGUCGUGUAUGGCGGGCACAAGCUCUGGACGCGGUGCAAGGUCGUGCCGUACGAGGACAUGGUGUUCAACGUGUACGAGGACGUGCGGGAGGAGAAGGACGAGGCGGGGCGGAGUCUCUGGCGCAAGGUGUUUGACGCGGUUGUGUAG
Messenger RNA from Vanrija pseudolonga, 1632 nucleotides. RefSeq names its product Lysine-specific permease. Gene Ontology annotation, biological process: amino acid transmembrane transport. Gene Ontology annotation, molecular function: amino acid transmembrane transporter activity. The transcript has 4 exons. Bases 1 to 1632 code for a protein of 543 amino acids. The record is from RefSeq and is a predicted model, not a curated record. Gene Ontology annotation, cellular component: membrane. NCBI's taxonomy places the organism in Eukaryota, Fungi, Basidiomycota, Tremellomycetes, Trichosporonales, Trichosporonaceae.